AUGCCCGGUCACCCCCUUUCUACUCUAUCCAGAUCCUUUAGCCCUUCUUCCUCUUCUCAGUACAAGGCAGAUAAGUCUUCGGCAAGAUCCUCACCAACCUCACCGCAGGCAUCGCCACCAUCGGGGGACUCUGCUAAAUGUUCUACUCCCCAUCGGAUUUGUUUAGAAAUCUGCCAACGGCUUGAUUUUUUGAUUCGUGGUCAUGAUGUAAUCUUUCUUCUCACAGAUACUAGAGAAUCACGCUGGUUGCCCACUCUUUUGGCGAAUAUCCAUGCUAAGCUUGUGAUAAACGCGGCUCUCGGUUUUGACACAUAUCUUGUGAUGCGGCACGGGAUUCCACUCCAGCCGGGCAUAUCGCCCAGUUCGGCUACUGCUAUCGAGGCGGAUAGGAUCGAAAAGACUAAUGGAUUGGCCAAAACCAUCGACUCAGCGUCGUCCUCUUCGUCAUCCUCAAACCACUCUCGACCAUCAUUACAUUCGAAACGCAUUCCAGGAUAUAGACUUGGAUGUUAUUUCUGCAAUGAUGUCGUCGGACCGUCUGACGUGAGCUUUUUGUGA
This is a messenger RNA of Protopolystoma xenopodis, 558 nucleotides long. NCBI's taxonomy places the organism in Eukaryota, Metazoa, Platyhelminthes, Monogenea, Polystomatidea, Polystomatidae. The record is from the annotation of a GenBank genome assembly.